This is a messenger RNA of Ostrea edulis (European flat oyster), 677 nucleotides long. RefSeq lists its product as uncharacterized. Lineage: Eukaryota; Metazoa; Mollusca; Bivalvia; Ostreida; Ostreidae. The record is from RefSeq and is a predicted model, not a curated record. The coding region runs from base 1 to 624 and encodes 207 amino acids. The transcript is spliced from 4 exons.
AUGGCAUCGCGUGUUACCCGCUCUACAACUACGGACAAAAAGACUAAGACCGGAAACGAGACAGCGUCACCCACGGAGGACAUCCGGACCAACAACAAACGAGGGAAACUAUGGCUGACGUGCACGUACUGCUUCAUAUACGGGACCGAUAGGCCACAUAGACUGAAGGAGCACAUGCGCAGAUGCAAAGCCGGACCCAAGGAACAAAAGGGGAGCGAAAGAGAUGGAUUGAUCGAGGAAUCUCUGGGUAAGAUAAGAAAUGCUCACGAAGUCUUCGGUAAGAACAUUUUCUUUAAUCCUAGGGACUUUGACGACAGGGCAUACAGCAAAGAUGACGUCAUGAAUAUCCUGCUGCAGUAUGGUCAUUCCGCGGUAACUGAAGAAACAGAAAGUAAAUGUAAUAUCCAGCCUUUUCCAGUGAAUGUGACGGGGAGAACAUUCGAUAAGACCAGCGGACAGGCACAUCACCCCACGAUUAAACCAUACGAUGAGUCAAAUACCGAGGAAAUUCAGUCUGAUAUGGAGGUAGCGGAAGAGGAACCGGAAGUCCAGACGUAUUCUGGGUCUGAAACGGAAGGCAUGCAGGUAGACACAGUGGUAAUAUCCAAAAGCCUCAACACCUAGUACUUAGCACCUAACACCGGGCAAUUAGCACCGGACACCUAGCAGCACCUAAC